Molecule: messenger RNA, 3922 nt
Organism: Etheostoma spectabile (orangethroat darter)
Lineage: Eukaryota; Metazoa; Chordata; Actinopteri; Perciformes; Percidae
Gene: gpr155a
Product: G protein-coupled receptor 155a
Exons: 16
Coding region: 388-2844 (818 amino acids)
Biological process (GO): intracellular signal transduction; negative regulation of BMP signaling pathway; transmembrane transport
Cellular component (GO): membrane
Source: RefSeq, a predicted model, not a curated record
UUGUUGUCAAAUCAGGGAUGGCAAAGGUUGCUGUGUGGGAACUAAACUAGCAUAAAUAAGUAGCGUUAUGCAAUACGACAUGUAACUAAAUAGCUUACGUCAGCUAGUCCAGAGUUAUGCGGACAGUGUUAUAACAGUGGACUUUAUAGUUUUUAACUCCACGUAGUAUUUUUUUACUCAACCAUCUCGGUUCGCCAACCAACUAAGCUAGGUGCUAAAUGUUAGCGAAUGUUAGCUGACUAAGGGUUACUCCUACUACAUUUGAUUGACAUUUGGUAAAGUAGGGGGCACAAUUGCAGUCAGAGUAUCUGGCAGUGCCGAACAGGACUUUAACAUGACUGCAAACCAGGCAAGACAGGUGACACUGGACGGAGGAUCAUAAACAACAUGAUGGAGGUUACGGACAGAACCACCAAAUUUAACUUUUCAUAUGAGGAAGGAGACCCGGACUUCUCUGCUCUCUUAUCCAGCAUGUCUAUUGACAAGCUCUUACCGGCUCUCUUGGAGUGCUUUGGGAUAAUAUUAUGUGGAUACGUCGCAGGGAGGGCAAACAUCAUCACGUCCACCCAGGCGAAAGGAUUGGGGAAUUUUGUGUCCAAGUUUGCCCUCCCAGCGCUGUUGUUCAAGAACAUGGUACUGUUGGACUUUGGUAAUGUAAUCUGGUCAUUCCUAUGGAGCAUCCUCAUUGCCAAAGUGUCUGUAUUUUUCAUUGUCUGCGUACUCACGCUGAUAGUUUCCAGUCCUGAGAGCCGCUAUAGCAAGGCUGGGCUUUUUUCCAUAUUUGCCACCCAAAGCAAUGACUUUGCCUUGGGAUAUCCCAUUGUUGAGGCCCUUUACCAGCAAACCUACCCAGAGUACCUCCAGUACAUCUACCUGGUUGCACCUGUGUCCCUGAUGCUUCUAAAUCCAAUUGGGUUUGCCUUCUGUGAAAUCCAGAAGUGGAAGAAUCAGGGAAACCUCCAGCAGAGAAAACUCCAGAUCAUGGGACUUGUAGUUUUACAAGUCCUGAAGAACCCUAUAGUGUUUAUGGUGGUCAUUGGCAUUAUCGCCCAUUUUGCACUGCACCAGACAAUUCCUCCCUUCAUGGCUGAAUUUGUGGAUGGCUUGGCCGACUCCUUCGGGGGAGCAGCUCUGUUCUACUUGGGUCUGUCCAUGGUGGGACAGUUAGGGAAAUUAACCAGAUCCACAGUCGUGACACUGAUAUUACUCAUAACAGCAAAACUGUUGCUGAUGCCGCUGAUUUGUAAGGACAUGGUGGAUCUGUUGGACAGUAGCAACGCCAGUGCUUUGAAUCACUCAAGCCUCUCCAAUUAUGCCUUUCUUUAUGGAGUGUUUCCCACCGCACCAAGUGUGGCCAUCUAUGCUGUCUAUUAUAACGCAGAGCUAGAAGUUGUAACCUCUGGCAUGGUGAUCAGCACUUUUCUCUCCGCUCCAAUAAUGUAUGUUUCUGCCUGGUUACUUACAAUGCGUUGGAUGGACCCUCAGCUUUUGAUGAAUUCACUGCAGAAUGUCAGCUUUAACAUAAGCAUAGUGAGCUUAGUUGCACUGGUCUGGACAAUUACUGUUAUGUUUUUAAGUAAGAAAUUCAAGAGGCUACCUCACAUGUUUACAGUCAACCUUUUCUUGGCACAGUUUCUAACUUGUUUUGGGAUGAUCCUGUGGAACUUUGUGGUGAGAGAAGACAACUUCAUUGGGCACGUCCUGACAUUCACAUUAUUAUGUAUCUCACUCUACAGUACUUAUGUUUGGCCAGGUCUAAUAGCACUCUCUCUGGUGCUCUUGAAAGAAUUUGAGGAUGUGAAAGUUUCACCAGGCAUGUUUGUCAUUGCUGGCUGGGGGGUUCCAGUCUUUGUAACUGCUGUAUUGCUAAUCUCUGGGGAAAAAAUGCCUGACACAAUUGACUCAGCAUUCUUUUAUGGCAAACCGCAGAUGAUCUGCACCACAGUUGUAGUUGCCCUCGGUAUACUGCUGGGAGGGAGCUCUCUUGUGUGUCUCAAUAGAGGAAGUUGGGCCCACAGUGACCAAAUUCAAGAGGAAAACGCUGCAGAGGAUCUUGUGACUGAGGUUGAACCAGAAAACCAGACUCUGUGUGAGCCAGUCACCCCAUCAGGGGAUCUCAGCAAAGUGUGUUUCCUAUGUGCCUGUGCGCCACCCCAGCCCAUGCCUGACAUGAUCAUCAGCACAAAUAUGAACAACACCCCCCCGCUCACACUCACAGAUUCAGGUCAGUGUGGGAAUAGCUGUGAGUCCACAGACUGCCUGCUUGUCCAAGUGGAGGAGCUCCAACAGGUUGCAGAUAGACAAGUGGCCCGUCAUGUGCUCUUAUGUCUGCUUCUGACUGUCAGCUUGCUUGCUAACCUUUCCAGCUGCUUGUGGUUGCUCUUGAACCCGAUUCCUGGCAGACUCUACUUGGAGUUGCAGUUCUUCUGUGCUGUGGCAAACUAUGGACAGGGGUUUCUCUCCUUUGCUCUGUUUGGACUGGACAAACAUUUGAUUAUACUGCCAUUUAAGAAGAGGUUAUAUAAUCUGUGGUAUGGAAAGAAGCAAGAAGAGCAGACUGAUUUACCUGAUGAAAUCAGGAUGACCUGCAUCCAGUUCACCAAAUACCACAAGGACCAGUGUUUUCAUGACAUCGUCAAAAAGAGAAGGUGUGGAAAGAGGACAAGGGUGGAGUGUUUUCUUGGCUGUGAACUUGUUGAGUGGCUCCAGCAGGUGGGCUUGGCUCAGGACCAUGGUGAGGCCGUGCUCUACGGGAAACGGUUAGAGCAGGGUGGUGUGCUUCAGCACAUCAAGCAGGAACACAGCUUCCAAGACAGUCGCCUUUAUUACCGCUUCAUGACAUAAGAUGCAAGGUCCAUUUUCUUUUUUACCAAAAGGUAAAUGGCAUUUUUGUUGAAAGAUUAAUCAGUGUGAAUGUGUACGCCCAGAAAUCUCUACUGCCAAAUAUUGCACUGCUAUGCUCUGUGCAUAUCCAGUACAAUACUUCACUAUGCAGCAUUCAUGCAGUUUUGUCCAUUUGUUUGAACAGUAAUGUGAUGUUGGGUGUGUUCAGAAGUGCAACAGACUUGAAACUUUCAAACGUAAAAGGCCAGGGCAUAAUACAUUGUGUAGGGUUGGUCUUAAAGGGAAUUAGCCCUUUUAAAACCACCUAUGUCUUACUUUUGCAGUUUUAAAUUUAAUAUUUCAUUCACCAGGAUAAUUGCUGAGAUUCUGAGUUGCAACAUUGCUACAACAGUUAAUCAGGACAGAAAUAUGAGCUGUCACAUGAUCAUACAUGUACAGUAAUCACAGUUUAGCAAAUUAUUAAACUUUAUUUUGCAGUAAAACUUAAAUUGGGAAUACCUGAAAUGGCAGUAAUAAUACCUAAUACCAACUUCCACUUAGUACUGUAGAGUUCAAGAGUUUAAUCAAAAAGUCAGUCUUCAAAUUUGAAUUGUCUACAACAGACAGUAAUCAUUUUUAAGGUCCCAUCACAUGCUGCUUUUGGAUGCUUUUUUUUUUUUUAUAGUCCCCUAAUACCAUAUCUCAAGUUGUUUUCCAAAAAUUCAACCUCGGUGCAGAAUUGCAGCCAAUAGAGCCAGUACCUCAAUGAGCUUUCCUUAGUUUGCCAUUCUGAGUCUGUAGCUUUUGAGAAGGAGGGUUUUUUCUCAAUCUGCAGUGAGUAAAAUAUUUACAUAACUGAAAAGUAUGUCCAAAACUACAAAAAUGAAAGUCAAGAUUUAUUUCCUUUUAAUAUGCAUUUUCAUAACCAGUGUUAAAGGGUGAAACAAGAUUUUGCUGCUUUUUAAAAGCAUUUUCAUGCAGUCAAUAUAUGCACUUAGGACUCAGUUGUUUAAUGUGUCAUUCUGCUGAAUGUAUUAUUCAUUUACUUGGAAAUUUCAGGGUGUAUUAUCAUCUUCUUCCAAAGCUACUUUGCCAAAAG